Diversispora eburnea is the source of this 630-nucleotide messenger RNA. The record is from the annotation of a GenBank genome assembly. Lineage: Eukaryota; Fungi; Glomeromycota; Glomeromycetes; Diversisporales; Diversisporaceae.
AUGAGAUUGGUAGAUACCAGAUUUAAAGGUAUUGCUAAAGGAGUGGGAACUGCCAAAAUUAUAGGUCGAGUUCAUAGUGCGGAUAUUCGAGUUGGUGAAGAUAUGUAUUUAGCAUUUGAAUUAUUAUUUGGAUUGGAUAUGUUAAGACGUCACCAGGCAUGCAUUGAUUUAAAAAAAGAUAUGUUAAUCAUUAAUGGAAAAGAAAUUCCAUUCUUGCCGGAACAUGAAUUACCGGAAGAUGCAAGAAAUGAUGAAACGAGUCCCAUUAUUAUGAGCCCUUCAAAUUCGGUGUCUCCUGCCGUUGCUUCUGCUACUUCUCAUUCAGAUCUCGCAUCUUCUUUAAAUCACGCAUCAUCUUUAAAUCUCCCUCCUUCAAAUCUCCCUCCUUCAAAUCUCCCUCCUUCAAAUCUCCCUCCUUCAAAUCUCCCUCCUUUAAAUCUCGCACCUCCUUCUCAAUCUUCUCGAGGAAUAAAUAAUAAUUCACCGUCUCCUCAAGUAACACAAUCACAAUAUUCCGAAGCAGACAUUUCUAGUUUAGCUUCAAUGGGAAUUUCACGAGCAGAUGCAAUUAAAUUAUUAGAUGCUGCAAAUGGUAAUGUGGAAAUGGCAGCUAGUUUAUAUUUUGGAUAG